Didymodactylos carnosus is the source of this 975-nucleotide messenger RNA. The record is from the annotation of a GenBank genome assembly. NCBI's taxonomy places the organism in Eukaryota, Metazoa, Rotifera, Eurotatoria, Philodinida, Philodinidae.
AUGGAUGGUUAUUUGAGGCCAGAACAGACUACUACUGAUGGUAUUAUCGUUGAUAAAUCAAUGUUUGAAGCUUACACUCAAUCUCGUCAGAUUGCUCACGACCAUCAGGUCGAGGAUAAACUUAAAAUUCCUCAACUCGUUAUCGUCCGUGAGACGAGUUCGGGCAAAUCAAUGCUGGUUCAAAAUUUUCUUCGAUUUCUUUGUUCCUUUUCACAAGCGAAUAUUGCCACCCACUGUCCAGUGGCCUAUUGUCUCCGAUAUAAUCCUCAGCUACGAAACGGUGAAAUUCGCUUUUUGCAGCCAGUUGGCCUAUCCCCUAAAGCUCUUGGUGCUCAUUUACAGGAGCUCAUGGGUCAAAUUCAAGUGUCGCACCGAACUACGGGUGGCUUUCGUUUGGAACCAUACAUCGUCGAAAUUGAAGGUAAUGAAUAUACAGAUUUCGAAAUACUCGAUGUGCCGGGUUUAAUCGUCGGCAGUGACAAUCCGGAACAUCGGGCAGCUGUUGAGAAAAUAACCGAACACUAUGUUCGAAAUCCCAAUUUCAUGAUUGUUCAGUUGAAAGAAGCGAGUCAGUUGAAAGCAAACAAUUACGGGGCUCGUCGUGUUCAAGAGCUGUGUACACUAGAUCCAGCUCCCUGCGGCUCACCACUACCUCCUCGGUUCGAUUAUCGUCAACAUAUGGUUACUGUUCAAACAAAAUUUGAAACUUUCGUGCAGAAAAACCAGAAUGGAACGGCUGUCAACCAGGAAAUAGAAACGUUGAGAGAAGAGUUUGGUGAAACAUAUUUCGUCAAUAUGAUAUUUGAUGGAUACACGUUUGCUGAUCAUUCCUACGAAGAAAGCGUGAAUUAUAUCAGUGAGCUACCAGAGUUGGAAAAGCAUCAAGUAAACGAGUGGAUAAUUACAAAACUCAAUCGAUUAGCAAAUGAAGAUGAGUCGAGAUAUCACCCGUUUAAUCAGAAAUAUCGGUCAUAG